Molecule: messenger RNA, 858 nt
Organism: Emiliania huxleyi CCMP1516
Lineage: Eukaryota; Haptophyta; Isochrysidales; Noelaerhabdaceae
Exons: 1
Coding region: 119-781 (220 amino acids)
Molecular function (GO): S-adenosylmethionine-dependent methyltransferase activity
Source: RefSeq, a predicted model, not a curated record
CGGGCCGGGUAUAGAGCACCGGCGCUGGCUCGCUGCUUCUUCCACGCCGCAGCUGACUGUCUCCACUUCACGCGCGGACGUCCACCUCACCGGACACUCGGCCGCGCGACAAUUUUGGAUGGCGACAUCAAUCAUGGCCUCGGGCGACGUGGGCGGAGAGGCCGGCAAAGGCAUGGCGCCAGAGGAGGCGCGAGCGCUCUACGAUGACUGGGGCGAUGGAUACACGACCUCGGUCGAGUCUUGGGGCUACACGAUGCCGCACGAGAUUGCUGCGGCGCUGGCGAGCCUCGCAGACGACGCUCCUUCGUUCUCUGGCAAAAUCCUCGACGCGGGCGCCGGCGACGGCCUCUCUGGGCGCGAGCUCCGCGCGGCAGGCUUCAAGAAUGCGGACAUCACCGGCGCAGACCUGUCCCCGAAGCUGCUCGAAAUCGCAGCGAGCCGCUCGGUCUACGACCAGCUCAAGCAGCUCGACCUAUCGCAGCGCCUGCCGUUCGAGUGCGAGAGCUUUGACAUGGUGAGCUGCGUCGGCACACUCACCUACCUAGCGCCGUCGUCGGGCGUCCUCGCUGAGUUUGUGCGCGUGACAAAGCCGGGCGGCCACAUCUGCUACAACAUUCGCACCGACCACAAGCUGGCGUGGCUCGAGACGGAGAAGGCGAUGGUCGCGAAUGGCUCCUGGCAGCUGCUCACAGAGACGGAGCCGCGGCCAUACCUGCCGAACAAUCCCGACUACGCCGACAAGGUCCUGACCGUGAUCUCUUGCUAUAGGAAGACCGUGUGAGGGGAGGCUCUGGAGCUGCGUGGCGGCAGGCCCCUUCCCUCUUUUGUACACCUGUGAGCGGUAAAGGGUGUGGAUGC